Ipomoea nil (Japanese morning glory) is the source of this 1035-nucleotide messenger RNA. RefSeq lists its product as uncharacterized. The transcript is spliced from 5 exons. Lineage: Eukaryota; Viridiplantae; Streptophyta; Magnoliopsida; Solanales; Convolvulaceae. The record is from RefSeq and is a predicted model, not a curated record. Bases 1 to 1035 code for a protein of 344 amino acids.
AUGGGGAGGGAUCUUAUAGAUUUUGCGAUUGCCUCUUAUAAGGUCAUUGCUAAAGUUGUGGCAAACUGUAUGAAAGUUGUCUUGGAUUCUAUUGUUUCAACUUCUCAAAGUGCUUUUGUGCCUGAUAGGCUGAUAAUGGAUAACAUAAUUGUGGCGGGAGAGAUUGGACAUUUCUUGAGGCGGAAACGGGAGGGGCUUGUGGGCUGGGCUGCGCUUAAGUUGGACAUGGCAAAAGCCUAUGACCAUAUGGAGUGGGGUUUCUUGGAGGGUAUGGUGGUUCCCACUAGAGGGAUUCGCCAGGGCGACCCGAUAUCUCCUUACCAUUUUAUUGUAUGUGCUGAAGGGCUAUCACUGUUAUUGCAGCAGGUCGAGGCAAGGGGGGAUAUUCAUGGAGUGAGAGUGGCCCGUGGAGCUCCAUUGGUCACCCAUUUGUUCUUCGUGGAUGACAGGCGUGAUAAGUCGUCUGUUUUCCAUUAUAUUGAGCAACGGGUGAGGGAUAGGGUAUCAGCCUGGUUCUGGUGGCAAAGUGGAGGGGCUGAAAGAAGGGGCAUACAUUGGAUGAGUUGGGCAAGGCUUGCUCUACCCAUGUGUUACGAUGGAAUGGGCUUUAAAAAUAUGCAUGAGUUUAACAUUUCACUAUUGGCUAAGCAGGGGUGGCGGAUACUCAUCAAGCCGGAUUCGCUUGUGUGUAAACUCCUCAAAGCUAGGUAUUUCCCGCACAGUGAUUUCCUGGACGCCACGUUGGGGCAUAACCCAAGCUAUAUUUGGCGUAGCAUCCUAGCUGCACAAGAGCUUCUGAUAAUGGGGAUUGGACGCAGGAUAGGGGAUGGGCGAGAUACGUUAAUUUGGGGGCCGGCAUGGCUGGCGGAUAAAGAAGACCCUCGUUUGCAUACUGCCUGUGUGGAGGAGUUGCGGGUGGCAAGGGAAAAUAGUCAAAUGACUCCGGAAGGGGUUUGGGAUGAUGAGGUGCUUAUUGAUUUGUUUUUGCCGACUGAUGUGUGCAGGAUAAAUCAUACGCCGAUAUCUCCGGGAUAA